This is a messenger RNA of Saccoglossus kowalevskii, 1668 nucleotides long. Its product is annotated as F-box only protein 7-like. The record is from RefSeq and is a predicted model, not a curated record. Gene Ontology annotation, molecular function: protein kinase binding. Gene Ontology annotation, biological process: positive regulation of autophagy of mitochondrion. Lineage: Eukaryota; Metazoa; Hemichordata; Enteropneusta; Harrimaniidae.
GUCAUUCGGGGUCAUGACCUCGCUGACUGUAAAUAUUGUCUGCAGAAUGUGGCGGGGCUAAGUUGUGAUGUCACAAUGAAACUCCGUAUAAGACUUCAUAGAAGAACAGAAAAAAUCGAUAUAAGUGACGAGGAACCAACGGUACGGAAUCUGAACGAUGCCGUCGCUGUCGUUUUUGGAUUGCAGAUAGGAUCAUUCAAUACAAGUCUAAACGGAAGGGAUCCUCUUAUAGGGGAUGAAACCAAACUGUUGAAAGAUUAUGACAUUGUAUCAGGGAACCUGAUAAGAGUUCUUUUGAAUGCUGACGCAGCUGAAGCUGCAGAUCUUUUACAUCAUCACCACCACCAGCAGCAACAACAACAACAACAACAACAACAACAACAGCAGCAGCAUCAUCAGUACAAUGAACCACAACAAUCUCAAAGUACAGAGAGCACAGCUGAAGGACUCAGUGAUGGAAUACAGAAAGCUGAAAUCUGUUCAGCUAAUGCUGCUGUUGCUAUGGAAACAGAGGAAAGUAGUGUAGCUGAUUUAUCUGAACCAAUGUUGUGUCGAGAUGCAUCAAGUGAUGCAGUGCCAUUGCGAUUACAUGCAUUAUUUACAGAAACUCAUGCAAUGAAUGCAAAUGAAGCUCUGUGUAUCGUCUUAAAUGUACUCAUGCUGGAAACUGGAUAUUGUGCUAAAGUACACACAUCUUCAAAUCAAGAAAAAGAACAGGAGAUAACUAGUGUCAUAGAAACAGAAAAUGUUGGUACCAGUACUACUGAUGAGUCGGUGAGCAUUGAUGCAACACUUGCUAUGCCUGUUGACUGGAAAAGACCUGGAGCUUAUCGAUUGACAUAUACCCAUCCUGCUUGUGAGGGGGCUAUUUGCACUAUCACGUGUGUUCCAUUGGGAAAUAUUGUUAUGGUACAUGGUCUGAUUGAUGGCUUUGAGGGAACUCACUCUCAGUUGAAAAUAAAAGUUUCAGAUUACAUUGGUUUACUGACCGAUGAUACAGCCAAAGUGUACAUGAAACUUCCAAUGUUAUCCCGUAUCUUUAAAGAUGAUGUUGCUUAUCCUCUUUUGGCUGCAAUGAGGACAGUUUUAGGUCUAUCCCCUCUGCAUGGUAUUCUAGCAUUGGCUGCUGAACUUCAGUUGAAGAUAUUAAGCUUACUUGAUGUACAAAGUUUAAUUGCUGUCUCCACUGUCUGUAAACAUCUAUGUAUUAUUGCUAAUGAUGCCUCACUAUGGAGAAGAUUGUGUCUUAGAGACUUUGGUAAAUGCCAUCAGCAAAAUGCAAACUGGAAAAGGCUUUACAUUGCUAAGUAUAAAGAAAAAAAAGAAAUGCAACAUCAAAGAAUGGUGCCCCAUCCUGUCUUACCAUUCCAUGGAGUUUUUCAACCAUAUCCCCAACCAAUGCCUCCUGUAUAUCCUCCUGGAUUUGUUGGUGGUGACUACGACUUGGAUCCAUUCAAUUCUGCAUUUCCAGAAAAUCCAAUGAACCCCUUCCGUCCUCGUUUACCAGGAUUCCAUGGUCCACGAUUCGAUCCAUUGAACCCACUUCCCAAUCAGCCAUUUGUUCCCGGACGAGGAGGAGGGCUCAGAGAUUCAAGAGGUUCUGGAAGAGUACCGAACUAUAGAAAUCCAUUUGGAGGAGGCUGGGGAGGUGGAGGUGGUAUAAUAUGA